AUGGAGCGGAUCGGCAGUCUGCUCUCGGUAGGUCAGCGGUGGUCCGUGGAGCCGUUUGAAGAGAACAGCGGCCCUCCGACGGACCGGCGACCGCUCCGGCUGGCCGCCCUGCACGAUCCACCGUACUUCAUCGCUAACAGACUGGCCAAUGACACCUUCAGCUACAGUGGGUAUCUGAAAGACCUGUGGGAGAUUAUUGCACGCGAGCUGGACCUCCCCUACGAGAUCAUCCCGCUGUUCGGUGGUGGGUACGGCAGUGUGGACCCGAAUGGUACCUGGACCGGCAUGGUGGGUGAACUGGCCUAUGGACGCGCCGACCUCGCCCUCACGGGUAUCAUCCACCGGCGCGACCGGGCCACAGUGGUGGAUUACAUUGACACCGUGGCCGUCUCACAGGACCGACCGACGUUCUACGUGCGCCGGGACGCGGCGGCGGCGCCGCGACUGUCGCUGGCAGUGUUCGACGCCCUGCUGCGGCCGCUGCACGCGCACAUCUGGUGGCUGCUGCUCGCCUCACUGCUGGUGACGUCACUUGUUCUCCGUGCCACUGUGCGCUUCAACCACGCCGGCAGCGAGACGCGGCGCACAGCGCGAGAGAUGAGCUGGGCCUGGUGCCUGCUGCUCAGCUUCAUGACGCUGGUCAACCAGGGCUGGGCGAGGACGCCCGACUCGCUGGCAGCCAGAGUCGCAACGCUGGCCGGAUGGAUCCUCGGCAUGCUGGUGUACUACACGUACACGGCCAACCUGAUCUCGCACCUCACCGUCACCACUGUGGGCCGGCCCAUCAGCAGUCUGAGGGAGUUCAUAGAGCAGCCCGGCUGGACGUUCGCCAUGGAGCCCGGGUACGGCAUCCUCAACACGUGGAAGACGAGCAGUGACCCUUACGAGCGCGCCCUGUACGCCCGCACCGUCACCGGGGAGGGCUUCCUCGGACUUGAAGUCGGCGGGGAGGUGAUGCGCCGCACCACGGAGCCCAAGAUGAUGACCUACAUCGACAUCGACAGGCUGCUGAAAUUCAUCGGCUCAGAGGGGUGCCAGAUGGUGUCGCUUCUGGCCAACCUUCCGCCGAAAACCAACAAUUACAUGAUUAUAGCCAAAGGAAGACGGCAGUUGCGGGAAGAUAUUAAUCACCUCAUGGAACACCUGAAUCAUGUACAUAUUUGAGCGUAAGGAGCUACACUGAACUGUCGAAUGUUGAGUGAUGCAUGUC
Messenger RNA from Amphibalanus amphitrite, 1210 nucleotides. Its product is annotated as glutamate receptor ionotropic, delta-1-like. Gene Ontology annotation, cellular component: membrane. The transcript has 2 exons. NCBI's taxonomy places the organism in Eukaryota, Metazoa, Arthropoda, Thecostraca, Balanomorpha, Balanidae. Gene Ontology annotation, molecular function: glutamate-gated receptor activity. The coding region runs from base 1 to 1164 and encodes 387 amino acids. The record is from RefSeq and is a predicted model, not a curated record.